Molecule: messenger RNA, 1113 nt
Organism: Caenorhabditis elegans
Lineage: Eukaryota; Metazoa; Nematoda; Chromadorea; Rhabditida; Rhabditidae
Gene: irld-62
Product: Receptor L-domain domain-containing protein
Exons: 6
Coding region: 1-1113 (370 amino acids)
Source: RefSeq, marked reviewed
AUGAAAACUUUUAUGUUUUGCGUAAUUUUGUUGAUUCCCAAAGUUGGUUCAACCAUCGAUGACUUGAAUGAUAUGAAGUAUAUUGAAGAAACCGAAUCGUUUUUCAGGGAGAGAUGUGAACCUCAAUGUAUUUACACCGCGAAUCUUUACAACAAUCGCUCUGCUAUCCCUGGCCUAUUCACAUCUGAAAUGGUUGAUAUUUUCCCUAGACAAUGUACAAAAGUUUGUUGUGAAACAAUUAUUAAAGCCGAGUCUAAUGUAUCAGAGGAACAGUUAGCAAGAACAUUUCAAAACGUGAAGCAUUUAGUUGGCAGUUUGCAUGUAUCAUUUACAGAGUAUGAGAGUUUAAAGUUUUUAGAAAGUCUGGAGACUUUGGAAUGUGGAGAUCGAGAGUUUCUAUGGGAAGACAAUAAAAUGAAUGAUAUGGGACUCACUAACUUGACAACUGUUAUAUGCGCUGACUUCCGUAUUUUUAACAAUUUCAGAAUGAACAAAUUGAAUUUGCCGAAUUUGAUAAAUAUCGUGCCAAGAGAUGCUAAUGGUUCAAGGAUCAAAGUUUCAAUUCUUAGUUCCAUGCUAACAACUGAUGUGACGAUCCAAGAAGCUAUGACCUUCCUUAGCAAUCCUGAUGUAGACUUUGAAAUAUCACAAGUGGAUUUUAUUAAUACAAAAACAGACACCUGCAAUGUGGGUAACGGUAUUCCUGAAGGAUGUAAGCACGUUUUUGGUGAUUUGAAAAUCGGUCAGGAUAAUGAGCAUUUGGUAAGCAGAUUGAAAUCAGUUGAGGUUUUAUUUGGAGGCCUGCUAAUAAGUCGAACAAGCUUGACAACUAUUGACUUUUUUGAUAAUCUGAAAUACAUUUUAUUGCACACUUCGUCGAUGGAGGAAGCCAUUAGAGUUGAAUACAAUGUAAACUUGACAAAUUUUUUAUUCCCCAGUUUGAAGCGAAUUUAUCCAACUUCAACCGUAUACAGUAAAUUCAUUGCUCAUCAUGUAGUUUUCUCUAAUAAUAAUAAGAUUAUUUCAACUGAUCCAAUUUAUUGUGAUCAAUUCGAGCAUGUCUUGAAUGUGAGUAAUGUAAAGGAAUCUUUCGAUAAGAAAAGUUGUGGUUAG